AUGACUGAUCGUUUAACUCAAUUACAAAUUUGUUUGGAUCAAAUGAUGGAACAAUUCUGUGCUACUUUAAAUUAUAUAGAUAAAAACCAUGAUUUUGAACCAUUUGAUCAUACUGAGCCAAAAAUGACUGAUUCCCAUGCAGUUAUUGCACCUCCAGAAGAAUUUUCCAAUACUAUUGAUGAAUUGUCCACUGACAUUAUAUUAAAGACAAGACAGAUUAGUAAACUAAUUGAUUCUUUGCCAGGGGUUGAUGUUUCUGAAGAGGAACAAUUACAUAAAAUUGAUUCCUUGCAAAAAGAAUUGGUCAAAGUAGAAGAACAGAAGAUAGAGGCCAUAAAAAGGAAAGAAAAAUUAUCUUCCCAAGUAGAUAAUUUGAUUAAAUCACUUGUUGACGGUAUUGCAGAUGCAAGAAAGACCACGGUUCCUGUAAAUCAUAAUAACAUUCCAAAUUAA
Henningerozyma blattae CBS 6284 is the source of this 453-nucleotide messenger RNA. It is a transcript of the gene SRB7, whose product is annotated as Srb7p. Gene Ontology annotation, biological process: regulation of transcription by RNA polymerase II. The coding region runs from base 1 to 453 and encodes 150 amino acids. The record is from RefSeq and is a predicted model, not a curated record. The transcript has a single exon. NCBI's taxonomy places the organism in Eukaryota, Fungi, Ascomycota, Saccharomycetes, Saccharomycetales, Saccharomycetaceae. Gene Ontology annotation, molecular function: transcription coregulator activity. Gene Ontology annotation, cellular component: mediator complex.